Molecule: messenger RNA, 2585 nt
Organism: Anopheles cruzii
Lineage: Eukaryota; Metazoa; Arthropoda; Insecta; Diptera; Culicidae
Product: G2/mitotic-specific cyclin-A
Exons: 6
Coding region: 323-1828 (501 amino acids)
Biological process (GO): regulation of cyclin-dependent protein serine/threonine kinase activity; mitotic cell cycle phase transition
Cellular component (GO): cyclin A2-CDK2 complex; nucleus; cytoplasm
Molecular function (GO): cyclin-dependent protein serine/threonine kinase regulator activity
Source: RefSeq, a predicted model, not a curated record
GGAUCGGGACAGUACGGCACGCUAGAACGCAUUUCUCAGAACGUAACGAACGGCAAGGUCCAGGAACACGGACGGUUAAGCUGGCACACCCAAGCCUUUGGCGAAAAGAUUUCCGCUAAUUUGAAACAUAUUCCCUUAUUCGAACGCCUUCGACGCAAAAGAAGCGUACACACGCACACACGCUGAAAGACACAAUUUUUCUGCUAACACGCACGCCACGCUUUGUGUCAGUAGCCUUUGAAGCGAGAGUCGAAAGUCCUUCCAUUUUAUCAGCCAUCCUAGUUACCUUUGCCGGGCACAUUCAGUUGGAUUGCGAGCAAACAUGGCGACGUUUCGUGUGCAUGAGGAUGUCGAAAAGGAGAAUCGUGUGCAGGCGCCAUUGGGAAGUAAGAAAUCUGCGGCUCACCUGGGAGGCCAGAGCAUCGCCGGGAUUUCGUCCAAGAACGAGCAGUUGCCGUCAGGGACACUCCAGCAGCAGCAGCAGCGAACAAUGUUCAACGUGCUGAAAACUAUGCACACGAAUAUUUCAAAUGUGGCGCCUAAGAAUGCUAAAGCUAAACCUCAACAACGCGCUGGCGGAGCCGUACUGUUGCCGAAGGUGGGAAAGGGAGACGAAAAUGCCGGGGUGCCGAGGGCAGUAUUGCCUGCAAAAGCCAAAUCGACCAGCGUCGGCGAUACCUUCAAAGGGUUUCAGGUGUACGACGAGACAAAGGAAAACUGCAUUGCUGCCGAAUGUGUGGCGCUCAAGAAAGAAGAGCCGAUGGUCGAGAAACGAGCUCCGUUGCACGAGAUCAAACAUGCCGAGCUGCUGGAGACUCCCAUGUCGGUAGGAGAUAGCUACUCUCCUAUGUCGGUGGACAAGUCAUCCGUGAUCAUUGUCGAUGAAACUGCAAUACCGAAGAACGACAGGGAACGCUUCUACGAAGUGGAAGAGUAUCAGGAGGACAUACUUCUCUAUCUGAAGGAUGCCGAGAGACGGAACCGUCCCAAGCCGAACUAUAUGUUGAAGCAGACCGACAUUACCCAUUCCAUGCGUACCAUUCUGGUGGAUUGGCUUGUAGAGGUUUGCGAAGAAUAUAAGCUGCACCGUGAGACGCUGGCAUUGGCCGUAUCUUACAUUGAUCGAUUUCUAAGCUUCAUGUCGGUAGUUCGUGCCAAGUUGCAGUUGGUCGGGACGGCUGCCAUGUUCAUUGCAGCGAAAUACGAAGAAAUUAUGCCCCCGGAUGUAAGUGACUUUGUGUACAUCACCGACGAUACGUACACCAAAAAUCAGGUACUGCGAAUGGAGCAACUGAUUUUGAAGGUUCUUUCGUUUGACUUGACCGUGCCCACUUCGCUGGAAUUCACCAAUAUUUACUGCGUUAUGAACGAUGUGCCGGACAAGGUUAAAUAUUUGACUAUGUACCUCUGUGAACUGUCGCUGCUGGAGGCCGAUCCUUACUUGACGUAUGUUCCAUCGAAAAUCUCGGCUGGAGCCUUAGCCCUGGCACGGCGCACCCUUGACCUUCCGAUGUGGUCGAAGAUGCUUGAAAAUAACACCGGAUACAAACUGACGGCUUUGAAGGACAUCAUUUUGGAUUUGAACAAAACACACAUGGACGCGGCCUGCAUGCAACAGCAAGCAAUACAGGACAAGUACAAAGCCAUCAAGUUCAAGGAUGUUGCCUCGCUGCCGGUCACUGAAAUUACCGAAGAGUCUUUCGAUAAAACUUGUGAAACGCUUUCCAAUGCCCUAGUAACACUACCACAGCACCAGCCACUCGCAAGCGCAACCGGUGACGAAACGAACAGAAAGGAGCAAAACAGCAAUAAUGUGCGCUUCGUUUAGCAACACCUUCAAGAACAGUAUCGAGAAUCACAUUUGUUUUGUUAGCGGAAAUAUUCAAUCCUUCAAUUUGUUUCGCUCUCUACACUAACCCGCAACGUCCCGUAUGCCCCAGAACCUUCGUGCCACAACUAAAGCUGGCUUCUGAGCCAUGUUUCGGCACUUUGUAAUCAUUUAUUUGUAAUACUGUAAGGAGCUGUAUUAUUUUGCAUGUUUUUACAAUGUUUGUGAAAAUUUAUUUAUUAUCUCCUUGAUACCUUGUCCUGUCAAAAAAAAGACUUUCUAUCUCCAUUUGCUUUGCUUGGGGUUAUACAAACUCGUUAUUAACUCGGGAGAUAUUUCCUAACAAAAUAGGUUAAUCAAAUAUAUAUUUUCGCUAACCCACUGACUGAUCCUAACACUCGUUUCAACCAUUUAAUACUAUACCGUAGAUUGCGCAUCUUAAGAUAAGGAACCGUUCUGAUUACCUCUCAAGGCUUUUGACUCGAAGGCAUUUAUUAGGGUAACAUUGCGUCGCACAAAAGCCGGCAUCGACGUAGGCUAAAUUGCCGGGCACACCAUACUUUACAAAGCCGAAAUUGACAAUUAUUUUAAACCCAGAAGGCGACCAGACCAGAGCAGUUUCGUGGAAAUUGACAAUAAAUCGUGAGUAGCACAGGAAAACACAUUUAACACGCGGGACGAAACGAAAGGAAUCUUUUUAUAAUAGGAAAAUUACCCUUUUUUGUUACUCUUUGUAUAUGAAAAUAAACAAACAAUC